AUGUCGGAAUCGAUAGCAAUCCACAUCCUUCCCAAGCCCGUCACUAUCUCAACGUCAAAUCUCCUCAGUCUCUAUAAAUAUGUCCGCCUAGCCGCACUGCUCACAAACCCCGAGGCAUUUGGCUCCACCUACGCGCGCGAGACAGCCUUCUCAGAUGAUGCGUGGGCCGAGAGGGUCAACGAACGCGGACGGGAGACUCUGCUGGCUUUGUUUCACGGUUCAGAAACACACACAGCAACGCCGUCAGCUCCUCGCGAAAAUGACAAAAAAGAAACAGCAAUCGGUACAUUAACCGUUCUUUUUCCCAUCAUGCUUGCAGGUCACCCGCAGGACCCGGCCUACCCGCCACAUAUUGCCGAAGAGGUGCGAGCAUGUGAGGUCGACGUGUACAUGCUGGUCGGUAUGUGGGUGCACCCAGCACAUCGGGGGCGUGGUGUCGGGAAAGCGUUGGUGCAAAGAGCGAUGGAGGUCGUUGAACAGGCGAAACUCGAAGGCAACGAGCAGUGUGAAGAGGCUUCUGGGAUAAAUGAGAGCUGCGAUACGGUACAAGAAAAGGAUAAGAAGCAGAAAAAAAAAGUGCUGAUGCUCCUUGUGCACGACAUCCAGUACGAUGCGAUACGACUGUACAGGAACACAGGGUUUGUUGAACAAGGCAGUGUUCUGCAUGGGGGGAAAGCAGCGACUUGGAUGACAGUGACGAUCUGA
Messenger RNA from Psilocybe cubensis, 705 nucleotides. RefSeq lists its product as uncharacterized. Bases 1 to 705 code for a protein of 234 amino acids. Lineage: Eukaryota; Fungi; Basidiomycota; Agaricomycetes; Agaricales; Agrocybaceae. The record is from RefSeq and is a predicted model, not a curated record. Gene Ontology annotation, molecular function: acyltransferase activity, transferring groups other than amino-acyl groups. The transcript has a single exon.